Messenger RNA from Oppiella nova, 720 nucleotides. The record is from the annotation of a GenBank genome assembly. Lineage: Eukaryota; Metazoa; Arthropoda; Arachnida; Sarcoptiformes; Oppiidae.
UUAACACUGUUUAAGCCAAACGACCGCAAGUCCAUCACCGGUCGCAAUGUAGGGCUGGUAUUGUUCACUGGUGUGGACAGUGGUCUCGUGCACAUCCAUAACCCUAAUGGUGUCGACGUCAACGCCCUGGUAGUCACUGACCAACACGUGGCUUACGAUCCCAUACCCGGGGGCUGUUCACUGGAGUUUCCGUUAAAAGUAUCACCAUUUCUACGGCUAUACGAAAACCAGUAUUUCAAUCGAUUGGAGUAUCAAUACGCGAGUAUCGGCUCAGCUAAAGAUUUAAAGCAUGUCAGCUGCGAGAAAAGUCAAUCAGACAUAGAGUACAAUAUUUACGGCUAUUUUCUACGUGAGGGAGACUAUACGGAAAAGGAGUACUUCCGGGCCAUUACUUUGAUGAGUAACGUAUCGGAUAUUAGCAACCAGAGUAGCAAGUUGAUGAACACAACGGCAUUACGAAAAUAUUUAUACGCCUAUACGGGUCGGCCCGUAGUCUACAACAUAAUCGCAACUUCACACCAAUUUAGCUCAGCAUACGUGCCCAUUGUUACGUACGAUUGUGGCAAUGAUAGCAUUGAACACUGCGGUAAACAUGAAAUGCUAUUCUUUGGACUCAUCGACGGCUCAUUCAUCGCAUACUUACUGCUCAUUAAAUACACUGAACUCAACCAGUCAUCCAUCAGGAUAUAUACCAGUGCCACGGGUACUAUACUGGCACUG